Molecule: messenger RNA, 1368 nt
Organism: Chrysochloris asiatica (Cape golden mole)
Lineage: Eukaryota; Metazoa; Chordata; Mammalia; Afrosoricida; Chrysochloridae
Gene: CD4
Product: CD4 molecule
Exons: 9
Coding region: 1-1368 (455 amino acids)
Biological process (GO): positive regulation of ERK1 and ERK2 cascade; immune response; cell adhesion
Cellular component (GO): membrane raft; external side of plasma membrane
Molecular function (GO): coreceptor activity; protein tyrosine kinase binding; MHC class II protein binding
Source: RefSeq, a predicted model, not a curated record
AUGAACCAGGGAACCUCUUUCAGAUAUCUGCUCCUGGUGCUGCAACUGGUGCUCCUCCCAGCAGUCACUCAGGGAAAGAAAGUGGUGCUGGGUGAAGAAGGCAAGAUGGCGGAGCUACCCUGCAAAGCUUCCCAGAAGAAGAUUGUGUCCUUCAACUGGAAAUACCAUAAUGAGACCAGGAUUCUGAGAAACCAAGACAGCUUCUGCGUGAAAGGUCCUACUGGGCUGAAAUAUCGUCUCGAAUGCAGACCAAGUCAAUGGGAUCAAGGAUCUUUUCCUCUGAUCAUCAAUAAUCUUCAGAUGAGCGACUCAGGGCAUUACAUCUGUGAAAUAGAGAACAAGAAGGAAGAGGUUCAAUUGCUGGUAUUUAAAUUGACUGUCCGGCCUGGAGUACGCCUGCUGCAGGGACACAACCUGACCUUGACCUUGGAGGGCCCCUCUGGUAGCAACCCCUCAGUAGAAUGGAAGGGUCCAUUGGAUAAAAGUAAAAAUUCGAAUAAGAAUCUCAAGAGUUUUCCAGUAUCCUGGCUGGGGUCCCAGCAUAGCGGCACCUGGACAUGCACUGUCUCCCUGAACCAGAAGACUCUGGAACUCCGUGUAAACAUCUUGGUGCUGGCUUUCCAGAAGGCCGUUAACACAGUCUAUAAGAAACAUGGAGAGCAGGUGCAAUUCUCCUUCCCACUUAACUUCCAAGAUGAAGAUCUGAAUGGAGAGCUGAGGUGGCAGGAAAGGGGGACUUCUUCCCUCAAGCCCUGGAUCAUCUUCUCCGUGAAGGAAAAGAAGGUGUCUGUGGCAUCAGUUAUAGAUAAGUUCAAGAUGAAUGAGAUGUUGCCGCUCAUCUUGACCCUGCCUCAGGCCUUGCCUCAAUAUGCUGGUUCUGGAAACCUGAUCCUGAAUCUUGCCAUGGGAACGAUACAGCAGAAAGUGAACCUUGUAGUGAUGAGCGUGACUCAGCCCCAAAACAAUUUGGUCUGUGAGAUUCUGGGACCCAUCUCUUCCACGAUGACCCUGAGUCUGCAAUUGGAGAACAAGACGGCAAAGAUCUCGAAACCGCAGAAUAUGGUGCAGGUGUUGGACCCUGAGGCAGGGACAUGGUUGUGUCUGCUGAGUGACAAGGACAAGAUCCUGCUGGAAUCCAAGACUGAGGUUUUGUCCAAAGACAAGUUCCUCGAGUCCUUCGUGGUGCUUCUGGCUACAGGGCUGGGCCUUGGCCUUCUGUUUUCCCUUGGGUUGUGCAUAGUCUGCUAUGUCAGGUGCCGGCACCGGCGGCGCCAGGCACAGCGGAUGUCUCAGAUCAAGAGGCUCCUCAGUGAGAAGAAGACUUGCCAGUGUCCCCACCGGUUCCAGAAGACACGUAGUCUCAUUUGA